CUUUUUAAUUCAUUUCUUCACCAUAACCUUGUAAACUCCUUAAAGUGAUUAACUUAUUUAUUGGUGCCUGAGCGCGUGACCAUUCGCGCCGAACUGAGUAGCAGAUUAGCCAUAAACUCCUCAUAAAACGCCCCAAACUCAAGCAAACAUGGCUAGGUCUGCUGCCAGGGCACUCGUAGACAUUAGUAACAUUGCUGGUCCUGUUGCAAAGCCUACUAGGCAGGUUGUUUCCGGUCUGCGCGCGAAAUCCGUUGCUAGUGCUGGACAAAAGCGCGGGAGGCAGCAGCAGGCAACUGUGCAGCCCUCACAAGCUGCCCAGAAUGCACCUGCCGCAGUUGAGCACGCCACACAGCACUACGGCGAUGAGCAGGAGCUCUUCGUUAACCAGUACGCCGCCCCAGAGCCCCCGGAAAACGACGACGACGACGAGUACCAGCCCAGUGGUGAGCCAGAUUAUGCGGAAGACGACGUUAUGGAGGAAUCUCCACAGCCCACCACCAAGAGCGGCAAGCCGAAGGCCAAGAAGGCGAAGGUUGAGCAGCCUCUUUCCUUCAAGGUCGGCGCCAAGUACAGCGCGGAGUUCACCGGCGUUUGCAUUGAGGAGGCCGCGAAGUUCUUGAAGGGGGGGCAGAACGUCAUGGGCAGCAAGCUAGCAAAGCUGCAGCCCGCCGUUAUCAGCAUUCAGAAGCGAUGGGCGGUUCUCAGUAAGUGCCCGCAGCGGCCCACGGGUCAGGUGCUUAGCCCUACGGACUUCACCGCCAAGAACCUCGUUGACAUGAUCGACAACCUGAACAAGAAGGUCCGGAAGGUGGCCGCUCAGCUGCGGAAGCGGUACAACUGCUCUACGGGCUCGGAAUUCACGGACGACAUGCUUCAGGCGUACCAAGCCGAGCAGAAGGCGCUGCCGCACUUCGCGCUAUGGCUACGGGUUUUCAAGUCCCACCCUACGUACAGCGGCUACAAGUCCCUGGAUAGCUCCGAGCCGAGCUAUGUAAUGGCCGCAGACCCAUGGGUCAAGUUAUCAACAAUGACCAAUAUUGCCCUG
Astrephomene gubernaculifera is the source of this 1045-nucleotide messenger RNA. The record is from the annotation of a GenBank genome assembly. NCBI's taxonomy places the organism in Eukaryota, Viridiplantae, Chlorophyta, Chlorophyceae, Chlamydomonadales, Astrephomenaceae.